Neolamprologus brichardi is the source of this 2697-nucleotide messenger RNA. It is a transcript of the gene irf3, whose product is annotated as interferon regulatory factor 3. Gene Ontology annotation, cellular component: nucleus. Gene Ontology annotation, biological process: regulation of transcription by RNA polymerase II; immune system process. The record is from RefSeq and is a predicted model, not a curated record. NCBI's taxonomy places the organism in Eukaryota, Metazoa, Chordata, Actinopteri, Cichliformes, Cichlidae. Gene Ontology annotation, molecular function: RNA polymerase II cis-regulatory region sequence-specific DNA binding; protein binding; DNA-binding transcription factor activity, RNA polymerase II-specific.
AAAGGCUUGUUAGCCGGAAAGCAGCCGCACUCAGGGCAGUGUUUAAAGUAUCUGCGGCGGGGACGGUAUGUGACAGUUUGGAGCACAGCUUCAGGUGACACGACACACAGCUACCGUACAGCCGUCACUGUACUGAUUUCUGCACCCAGGAAACGCUCUGACUUUGAAGUCAACUCUCACCUGCACCGACUGAAACGUCAUCACUGAAGAAAUGGCUCAUUCGAAACCACUGCUCAUCCCGUGGCUGCGGGAGCAGAUUAACAGCAACAAGUAUCCUGGUGUCCAGUGGACAAACCCAGAGCAAACAAAGUUCUGCAUCCCGUGGAAACACGCUUUGAGACAGGACUCCUCUAACACUGACAUUCUCAUCUUUAAGGCCUGGGCGGAGGUGAGCGGCAGCGGCCGGGCUAAUGGAGACCCCUCAGUCUGGAAGAGGAACUUCCGCAGCGCCUUACGAGCUAAAGGCUUCAAAAUGGUGGAUGACAACAAGAAUGAUGCCGCUAACCCCCAUAAAGUCUUUCAGUGGCCGGACGAGUCAACGUCAAAAGCUAACUCUUGUGCUGGAUCCCAGGAGCAAGAUGGGGCUGAUUUUUUUGCAGAUCUGGGCAUUUCCAUUCAAGAGACCCAAGACAUCCAGUGUUUAGAAGGAUGUCUCUUACUUCCAGAAGGCGCUGUGUUUUUGGCAGAAUCUGCUGCCAGCCCGGAUAUUCUCCAGGAGUGUCUCAGAGGAAUGAACAUCAGCCCUGAAGCAGAGGGCACCGCAGGCUUUGAGCCUCCUCCCGAGCAACAGCAGCUGCAGAAUCAGGUUGCGAUUGGUGGACACCCGUUGCCUGGGCAACAGCAGUAUCCAGUAAUGUAUGAGGGUGCAGUUACUGAAGCUGGGUUGCCUGAGCAACCAGCACAUCCAAUUGGGGGAGCUGAGGGAGGGGCCUAUGAUGAGCAGUUGGCGGCACAGUUCCUACAGACAAUGCAAAAGACCAGAGAUAAUUUCAAGACUCAAUUCAAGAUAUCUGUGUACUACAGAGGGGUGAAGGUUUUGGAGCAGAUGGUUGAGAAUGAGGCUGGAGUGCGCUUGGUCUACAGGACUGAUCUCAAUGGGACAGUUUUGGAUCGUGAGUCAGGCCUCACUAUAGUCUCCCUGCCAAGUCCCGGAGCCAUGGUGGAUCAAAACCAAGCCAGCCUCACCCAGCGGAUUCUGGACAUGCUGGGUGAUGGCUUGGAAGUUGGCGUGUCGGGCCAAGUGGUCUACAGCCAGCGACGGGGGGAAAGCAAAGCUUUCUGGAGCUUCUGCAAAUUUGACCAGAGCAGACAGCCCCAAGAGAUUUCUAAACUGUGUCCUCAAGCUCUUUACAAGUUCACGGACUUUGUGCGAGGAAUAAAGGACUUCAUUGAGGGGAAUGCUAAAGAGUGCGCUCCCUGCUCCCUGUUCUUCUGUAUUGGGGAAAAGUGGCCUGACCCACAAUGCAGGCCUUGGGAGAAAAAACUCAUCAUAGUGGAGGUGUGCCUGACUUCGAUGGAGUUACUCAAGAACAUAGCUGUUGAAAAUGGCGCCUCCUCCCUGAAGUCUGUGGAGCUGCAGGUGUCCCUGGGGGAGAUGAUGGAGUACUGAACAUUUGGAAGCAGUGGCUGUUUUGCUAUUUUGAGAUUUUUAAUCAUCUCAGUUAUGUUUGUGAAUAAUGUUUAAUAAUGACACUGGUGCUGUGUUGGUUUGUACUUCACCCGGGAUCAAACGGUCUGACUUAUACUGUAUGGAGAAUAAGUGUGCCCUGAUUUCUAUCUUAGGAUUUUAAAACAAGUCACAGGGACAUGAUCAGGGUUGUUACUGAAAAUCAAGAUCACAUUUUUACAGUAAUGAGCUGAUGUCACUCAGGUAAAGAGACAUGACUUUCACUCAUUUAACAUUUUGUGCACUCCUCCUCUUUUUAAUCUUCACUUUUCCUCUUCUAAACUGAGUCUUAAUGGCAGCCAAAGUGAAACACCACCCAUAAGCUGCAAGUCUUCCUGCUCAUGAACUUAUUUGUUAUAAUAAUCGGCCUAAUGCCGUGAAAUUAAUGUGUUAAGGGGUGAACAAGUGCAAGCUGGUAACAAACCCCCUGCUAAAGUGUAAUACAACAAAGUGAAAAUGGCAUUAGUGCCUUGAAUACAACAGAGCCACAGAUAAAAAUAAAUAUACAAGCUGAUUUUAGCAGUGCAGAUGUGGCCAGAGCAUCUGGAGCUUUUUUGACAUUUUUAGCUUAAUAUGAGGAACAUACACCUCAGCAGAUGUCAUGUGCUACGACACAUCAGCGUGCUGUGCAGAUAACCACACUGAUCGAUACUGGAGAUUAUUUGUUUUGAAAACUUUAUUGAAACAUUAAUGGGUAGCAUUCCUCUGCUGAAUCUACUACAUGAUCAAAAUGGCCUUUUCACCAUUGCGAUGUCACACGUAACUGUAUUGCUGCUCUACGCUGCCAGUCUGAGUCAAAAGAAGAAGAAGUGUGAAAUUACCUUUGUUUUUUUUGUCUAGGUUUUUCUUUUUUAAAAUAUCCUUUUUUGAAUUUAUUCUCUCUCAGCAUGACUCUGUUUGGUCGAGAACUACAUCGCUCUGUCUUUUUACACCACCCAUACAGACACAACACAUCUUUUCCACUGAUGAUCUGUACAAGUGAAAUGUUUACAAAGUAAUAUCGAUAAACUGAACAAACUGAUGAACAGAAA